Molecule: messenger RNA, 1385 nt
Organism: Neltuma alba
Lineage: Eukaryota; Viridiplantae; Streptophyta; Magnoliopsida; Fabales; Fabaceae
Product: zinc finger protein CONSTANS-LIKE 1
Exons: 2
Coding region: 61-1152 (363 amino acids)
Biological process (GO): regulation of flower development; regulation of photoperiodism, flowering
Cellular component (GO): nucleus
Molecular function (GO): DNA-binding transcription factor activity; zinc ion binding; protein binding
Source: RefSeq, a predicted model, not a curated record
UCAUACAUGAACCAGGAAAAAAAAAUACCCAUUGCCCCAAAAAAUCAGCUUUAGCUUAGAAUGAUGAAAAUGGACUACGGCGGUGGCCAUCCCAGUAACUGGGUACGGCUCUGUGAUUCUUGCCGGUUGUCUGCUUCCACGCUUUACUGUCACAACGAUUCAGCGUACCUCUGUUCUUCCUGUGAUGGACAAAUUCACGCGAUGGGGUCUCCUUGUUGGUGCCACAAUCGUGUGAAACUUUGCGGAUCGUGUGAGAACGCUCCGGUGGCUUUCAUCUGCAAGGCCGAUGAUGCUUCGCUGUGUGUCGACUGUGACUUUGAAAUUCACUCUGCCAAUCCAAUUGCUAGCCGACACAAUAGGGUCCCUGUGUCUCCCUUGUCUCAUAUACUCAACGACAACGUGGCAACUCCCGAUGAACAGCCUAAUUACGAGGUUGUCGUCAAAAACAACAUAAGUAGCAAGGAAGUGGACGAGCAAGAAGCUGAUUCGUGGUUACUGCUUGAUUCUGCUGAUACUAUAGACAGCCAGGUUGAUGAUGGUUUUAUGUUCGGAGUAGCAGAGGAUGAUCACCAUGCUUACGUGGGGCUUGUUGAAGAGAGUGAUUCAUCCACAAAGUUCAAAAAUUUCCAGGAAGAUCGUGAUCAGGGGAAGCAAGCUUAUAGCUUCUCUGAAGAGAUGAAAGAAAGUGACAGUGUUGUGCCAGUUCAAUCGGUUGCAGCUCAGCCUAAGCAAUUGCAGCCACAACACCAGCAAAAUAUUUACUUCAACGUGGAGAAGAAACCAUCAAGAGUGGCUUUCACUAAUUACGCCUCGAAUUGCCGGAGCUUUGGGUUUAAUGAAAAUCAGGUAGCUGUUCCAUGUAUGGGUUCUCAAAUGCUGCAAAGUGGGACGAUGUGUGACAUGCCAGGGUUCAGAUUUCCCAAAGGAACAGAGACAUUUCCAAGUGCUUCAGUUCCAAUGCAAAUCCACUUUGGACAUAUGAACAGGAAAGCUGGAGUGGAGAAAUACAGAGAGAAGAAGAAAUCUAGAAAGUUCGAGAAGAGAAUCAGAUAUGCUUACAGGAAAGCCUACGCUGAGAAACGACCCAGAGUUAAGGGCAGAUUUGUUAAGAGACAAGACUUAACCUCAGAUGAAGCCGUGCCUCUCCAUUGAACAUCUCAGCCGCGGCAGCUUAUCUAAUUGAAUGUGAUCUAGUUUCUAAUUUCUAUGUAAAACCCAGCUACAAUAUAUUAAGGAGUACUUAUAAGCUUUUUUUUACCGAGUUUUAAUUAGCUAGACGGGUGAAUUUGUUAGGUAAUUGUUAGGUUAGUUUACGUGUGAAUGAAUUUAAGUUGAUGUGAGCAGUCUCAUACCAGAUAAAGUUAGAUAUCUCACAUACUUACGCA